AUGGGCGAACGAAGGCCAAGAAAUCAUUGCUUACAUUUGUUACCAUUGCGAACGACUGCUCGGAAGCGGUGCUUGGACGAUAUGGAACGCGCGGAAGGAGCUGGCGAUGCGUAUGCCAUUCACGGUGAUGGUACUCGAAACAGCGGUCCUGGUCGGAUUUUUCCGGAGCCGGCAAUAGAGCUGGUACACAGGAGCGAUUAUGUGUUCCUGACCAGGUACCACAGCUAG
Molecule: messenger RNA, 228 nt
Organism: Gongylonema pulchrum
Lineage: Eukaryota; Metazoa; Nematoda; Chromadorea; Rhabditida; Gongylonematidae
Source: the annotation of a GenBank genome assembly